UGAAAUAUUACAAAUUUAUGUUUCAUUGCAGAAAAAGUGACAUUUUUGUUCUCUCAUCACACUCUCUGGAUCUCGGAAAGAGCUUUUGAGUUUGCAAAAAUAUCGUUCGGCUAGUGAUAACCGAUAAAACAAGUGCAAAAACAUUUGCUGGACCUCUAGAGGACAUUCCUCUUUGCUCAGUUCUGUAUUAGUGGAUCCAACAUUGCAUUUCUGAUUUUGAAUAUGUAUGGGAGGAAAGCUUGCCAACUUGUGAAAGAAUUUGCAAGUGGAGAGAAAGGCCAACUUGCACCAUUCAAUAGUGACUUGUUUGAACAAGUGGUUGCAGAAUGCAGUCAACAUCAUCUUGAGCUUCAGUCCUUGAUAAGGAAGAUACAGGAAGAAGGUUUGGAUGUCCAAACGGCUAGAAAUGCAGAUCACUAUGGAGCUCUCAUCCACCAUCUUUCUUUAGUCCGAAAUAAACGUUGCCUAAUGGCCUAUGUGUAUAAUCGUGCAGAAAUUAUGCGAAGCUUGCUAUGGAAGAUAGGGCAUGUGCUUCCUCAAGAAGUUGAAGAGAAGCUUUGCCAUUCAGAGGAAGAGUAUUUUAAGAAGCAUUCUGCAGCAUUGAAAUCUUAUAUGUCAAAACUGCUGGUUGAUCUGACUGUGGAUAUGGUACCGCCAAAAGAUCCUUACAUCCAAGUAAGGGUUCUUGAUGACAUUGGAGAAGGAAUUGUGCUUAGUGAUAAUAAGACUGCCAAUUUUGCCCGCCAUUCAAUGCACUUCCUGAAGCGAACUGAUGCGGAGCAAUUUAUCUCACGGGGUCUAAUGGAGGAGCUCACGGGUUGACCUGCUAGGCAAUUAUCUUGAAGAUCUGUAGAUGAGAAAGACUGACUGGGAAUUUGAUACUGAUUAUGUAAUAUAAUUUUUCACACUUUGUUAAAUGACUUUUUUAAUCAAUAAUUUC
This is a messenger RNA of Abrus precatorius (Indian licorice), 940 nucleotides long. Its product is annotated as DNA replication complex GINS protein PSF1. Gene Ontology annotation, cellular component: GINS complex. The record is from RefSeq and is a predicted model, not a curated record. Lineage: Eukaryota; Viridiplantae; Streptophyta; Magnoliopsida; Fabales; Fabaceae. The transcript has 8 exons. Bases 223 to 822 code for a protein of 199 amino acids. Gene Ontology annotation, biological process: DNA strand elongation involved in mitotic DNA replication; DNA replication.